UUGGUUGUCAAAAGAGAAAAAUCCUGAAUUUUAUCCAACGCUGACAGCUGUCGCUACCAACACGUUGUAGUACAUAUGCAGAUGCAGUGUUUAUUACACUUGGUAUUAUUCUGCAUAUGACUUAUCAUUUGACUAUCUUACCGGUUAUUCGUUGCAUGCGGAAGAACUUGUACGAAAAGUGUCACAAUCGCCUGGUAGUUUACAAUUUCUGGUGUAUAUAAAAUAAACCAGUUGAGCGAUUGUAAUGGAAGUGUAUUGUUAACGCGUAAAUGGAUGGCAGUCAGUAAAAUGCCGCUGCUGAUGUUGCGACAUGUGAUCGGUUUUGCUGUCUUCUCUCUGGUUAUUAGUACGGGGUCACUGCGAGCAGCAUUGAUGCAAUCGCCGGUAACUGCGGUUUCCACACCACCGCCUUUGUUGCCGUACACUGGCCAACCGAAAACCUGCAGAUCACAGCAGGAGUUAUCGGAUUUGGACUGUUUAUGCUUAUUAAAGGAUCUCCCGUGCCGAGUACCGGGCUCGGUCUGUCUGCCGGCCACUGUCGGCCCCAAUAUGAAAUGCGAAUGCGGGAGUUUGUACGAAAGGGAACUGGACAAAUACUGCGUUGAGCGUCUUAGUCCGGAAUACUUGGCCUCUCUACUAGAAGAUCCCAACAGUGCCGGCACCGUACCCUCCAUUAGCAACGAACUGCUGACCGUCAGCCCUAUCUACCGCUCCGCCAUGAAGAGCAGCUCCAAAAGGCCGUACAAGAAGCCUCCCUUCCGCACCGUAAUGGUCACAUCCAAUCCGCUGUACGCUGCUACCCGCCCAUCCCGCCAGCCCACUCGGCCGACAUUCACGCUGAGUGGCGUGCCGAUGCAGGGUGUCGGCGUCGAGAGUCCGAGUAUUGAUUCCAUGCUAGUUAAUAACUUCCCCAUAACAAGACCGCCAUUGUUCUCCAAGAAUAAAUUUACCGGUUUCCACAAGGGCUUUGCCGGUGCCACCAAGCGGCCCUCCACACCGCGCUUCUUCAGUCGCACCACCAGACCGCUGCCCCGGGUAGAUGGCUCAAUUGUGGUGUCCGGUUGGGUGCCGGAUAUCUGGCCCGCCGUAGGUUUAAACUACAGCAUUUAGAUAAAUCCUGGAUGUAUUACCGUCGCAGAUAUCACAGUGCGUUUCUAGUUUGUUUUUCUGGUCUCUGCGUUUCCUCGUCGUGAUCAUCAAAAAUCCCAAUCGCGGCUUUAUAUAAACCUGCAUUUUCCCAGUGUACAUAGAAUAUCAUAUUUCUGAAUGUAAGCCUCUGUUUAAUUUUUUGACAAGGGGACGGUGUACUGUGUAGAAUGCUGUAUAUGUCUUAAAUCAAAAGUGGUAUUUGUUGAUUGAUUUGCGAGCAAUUUUGCAUCAGUUAUGUUUGGUUUCUUA
This is a messenger RNA of Paramacrobiotus metropolitanus, 1398 nucleotides long. RefSeq lists its product as uncharacterized. The record is from RefSeq and is a predicted model, not a curated record. The transcript has 3 exons. Lineage: Eukaryota; Metazoa; Tardigrada; Eutardigrada; Parachela; Macrobiotidae. The coding region runs from base 274 to 1110 and encodes 278 amino acids.